AUGGUAAGCUCUGAAUCAGAGGAGCAGCGUGUAACUGGAGAGGUUGACAUGGUAAGCUCUGAAUCAGAGGAGCAGUAUGUAACUGGAGAGGUUGACAUGGUAAGCUCUGAAUCAGAGGAGCAGCGUGUAACUGGAGAGGUUGACAUGGUAAGCUCUGAAUCAGAUCAGCAGUAUGUAACUGGAGAGGUUGACAUGGUAAGCUCUGAAUCAGAGGAGCAGCGUGUAACUGGAGAGGUUGACAUGGUAAGCUCUGAAUCAGAGGAGCAGCGUGUAACUGGAGAGGUUGACAUGGUAAGCUCUGAAUCAGAGGAGCAGCGUGUAACUGGAGAGGUUGACAUGGUAAGCUCUGAAUCAGAGGAGCAGCGUGUAACUGGAGAGGUUGACAUGGUAAGCUCUGAAUCAGAUCAGCAGUGUGUAACUGGAGAGGUUGACAUGGUAAGCUCUGAAUCAGAUCAGCAGUGUGUAACUGGAGAGGUUGACAUGGUAAGCUCUGAAUCAGAGGAGCAGUGUGUAACUGGAGAGGUUGACAUGGUAAGCUCUGAAUCAGAUCAGCAGCGUGUAACUGGAGAGGUUGACAUGGUAAGCUCUGAAUCAGAGGAGCAGCGUGUAACUGGAGAGGUUGACGUCUAA
Molecule: messenger RNA, 630 nt
Organism: Coregonus sp. 'balchen'
Lineage: Eukaryota; Metazoa; Chordata; Actinopteri; Salmoniformes; Salmonidae
Source: the annotation of a GenBank genome assembly